AGAAACACUUGGAAAUGUAAUCUUAGAACUCAGACAUAUUUAUUUAGAAGACAUCUGCAAAGAGGUAGUAGCUAAAAGUAUAUAGUUGGAUCAACUGUCUUUGGGUAAGAGUAUUAACUCAAAAGGAUCAGGGACUCUUGGAAAACGCCUCCCAUACCUAGGGGAGUGAAAAAGAAGCCUGUGAGCAAGGAGGAGGAGAAGGGAGAGAGAGCAUCUAGGCCGCUUGUGGAAGUCAGACCAAAAUAGCAGGAAGGUAUUGCAGCAAGAUGGAUUUGGGAAAGGACCAAUCUCAUUUGAAGCACCAUCAGACACCUGACCCUCAUCAAGAAGAGAACCAUUCUCCAGAAGUCAUUGGAACCUGGAGUUUGAGAAACAGAGAACUACUUAGAAAAAGAAAAGCUGAAGUGCAUGAAAAGGAAACAUCACAGUGGCUAUUUGGAGAACAGAAAAAACGCAAGCAGCAGAGAACAGGAAAAGGAAAUCGAAGAGGCAGAAAGAGACAACAAAACACAGAACUGAAGGUGGAGCCUCAGCCACAGAUAGAAAAGGAAAUAGUGGAGAAAGCACUGGCACCAAUAGAGAAAAAAACUGAGCCACCUGGGAGCAUAACCAAAGUAUUUCCUUCAGUAGCCUCCCCGCAAAAAGUUGUGCCUGAGGAACACUUUUCUGAAAUAUGUCAAGAAAGUAACAUAUAUCAGGAGAAUUUUUCUGAGUACCAAGAAAUAGCAGUACAAAACCAUUCUUCUGAAACAUGCCAACAUGUGGCUGAACCUGAAGACCUCUCUCCUAAAAUGUACCAAGAAAUAUCUGUACUUCAAGACAAUUCUUCCAAAAUAUGCCAAGACAUGAAGGAACCUGAAGACAACUCUCCUAACACAUGCCAAGUAAUAUCUGUAAUUCAAGACCAUCCUUUCAAAAUGUACCAAGAUAUGGCUAAACGAGAAGAUCUGGCUCCUAAAAUGUGCCAAGAAGCUGCUGUACCCAAAAUCCUUCCUUGUCCAACAUCUGAAGACACAGCUGAUCUGGCAGGAUGCUCUCUUCAAGCAUAUCCAAAACCAGAUGUGCCUAAAGGCUAUAUUCUUGACACAGACCAAAAUCCAGCAGAACCAGAGGAAUACAAUGAAACAGAUCAAGGAAUAGCUGAGACAGAAGGCCUUUUUCCUAAAAUACAAGAAAUAGCUGAGCCUAAAGACCUUUCUACAAAAACACACCAAGAAUCAGCUGAACCUAAAUACCUUCCUCAUAAAACAUGUAACAAAAUUAUUGUGUCUAAAGCCCCCUCUCAUAAAACAAUCCAAGAAACACCUCAUUCUGAAGACUAUUCAAUUGAAAUAAACCAAGAAACACCUGGGUCUGAAAACUAUUCACCUGAAACGUAUCAAGAAAUACCUGGGCUUGAAGAAUAUUCACCUGAAAUAUACCAAGAAACAUCCCAGCUUGAAGAAUAUUCACCUGAAAUAUACCAAGAAACACCGGGGCCUGAAGACCUCUCUACUGAGACAUAUAAAAAUAAGGAUGUGCCUAAAGAAUGCUUUCCAGAACCACACCAAGAAACAGGUGGGCCCCAAGGCCAGGAUCCUAAAGCACACCAGGAAGAUGCUAAAGAUGUUUAUACUUUUCCUCAAGAAAUGAAAGAAAAACCCAAAGAAGAGCCAGGAAUACCAGCAAUUCUGAAUGAGAGUCAUCUAGAAAAUGAUGUCUAUAGUUAUGUUUUGUUUUAACAAUGCUCAACCAUAAAGUUGUGGUCCAAUGGAACAUA
Molecule: messenger RNA, 1759 nt
Organism: Gorilla gorilla gorilla (western lowland gorilla)
Lineage: Eukaryota; Metazoa; Chordata; Mammalia; Primates; Hominidae
Gene: HEMGN
Product: hemogen
Exons: 5
Coding region: 267-1721 (484 amino acids)
Biological process (GO): regulation of osteoblast differentiation; cell differentiation
Cellular component (GO): nucleoplasm
Source: RefSeq, a predicted model, not a curated record